CGCCUCCCGCCGCCUCCCGCCGCUUCCCGGCGCCUCUCCCCGCUUCCCAGCCCUCAUUCCGGCCGCUCCUUCCCGCCAUGUCGCGGCGGCGACACAGCGACGACAGCGAUGGGCAGCCCCAUAAGAGGCGGAGGACGUCCGAGCCGUCGGAGAUCGAGGAGAGGCUCGAGUCGCUCAUCUGCAGGGUGGGAGAGAAGAGUAAUUCGUCUUUGGAGAGCAACUUGGAGGGCCUAGCUGGUGUUUUGGAAGCUGAUCUGCCCAAUUACAAAAGCAAGAUACUCAGAAUACUGUGCACUGUCGCACGUCUGUUACCAGAAAAGCUUACUGUUUACACCACACUGGUUGGGUUGCUGAAUGCCAGAAACUACAAUUUUGGUGGAGAAUUUGUAGAAGCCAUGAUUCGUCAGCUUAAAGAAUGUCUGAAAGUCAAUAUGUAUAACGAAGCUGUGCACUUAGUUCGUUUUCUGUCUGAUCUUGUGAAUUGUCAUGUAAUAGCUGCACCUUCGAUGGUAGCUAUGUUUGAGAACUUUGUGAGUGUGACACAGGAGGAGGAUGUACCCCAAGUGCGAUGUGACUGGUAUAUGUUUGCAUUUCUGUCAUCUUUGCCCUGGGUUGGAAAGGAGUUAUAUGAGAAAAAGGACGCUGAAAUGGAUCGUCUCUUGUCUCAGACAGAAAGUUAUUUGAAACGCCGCCAGAAGAUUCACGUACCCAUGCUGCAGGUGUGGACGGCUGAUAAACCACAUCCACAAGAAGAGUAUUUAGACUGCCUUUGGUCUCAGAUUCAGAAGCUGAAAAAAGACCGUUGGCAGGAGCGACACAUUCUGAGGCCCUACUUGGCUUUUGACAGCGUUCUUUGUGAAGCUCUGCAACACAAUCUGCCUCCGUUCACCCCUCCACCUCAUACUGAAGAUUCAGUAUACCCGAUGCCAAGGGUUAUUUUUAGGAUGUUUGACUACACAGAUGACCCUGAGGGUCCUGUCAUGCCUGGCAGCCACUCCGUUGAACGAUUUGUAAUAGAAGAGAACCUCCACUGCAUCAUCAAAUCCCACUGGAAGGAGAGAAAGACUUGUGCUGCACAGCUGUUGAGCUAUCCAGGAAAUAACAAGAUCCCCUUGAACUACCACAUUGUAGAGGUGAUAUUUGCAGAAUUGUUUCAGCUUCCAUCCCCACCGCACAUUGAAGUCAUGUACACAACGCUCCUGAUUGAAUUGUGCAAACUUCAGCCUGGCUCUUUACCACAAGUUCUUGCACAAGCCACAGAAAUGCUCUACAUGCGCUUGGAUACCAUGAAUACAACGUGUGUGGACAGAUUUAUUAACUGGUUUUCUCACCACUUGAGCAACUUUCAGUUCCGUUGGAGCUGGGAAGAUUGGUCAGAUUGUCUUACUCAGGACCUUGAAAAACCCAAACCCAAAUUUGUGAGAGAGGUUUUGGAAAAGUGCAUGAGACUCUCCUACCAUCAGCGAAUAAUAGACAUUGUUCCUGCAAGUUUUUCUGUCCUCAGUCCUGCUAAUCCAGUGUGCAUUUACAAAUAUGGAGAUGAAAGUAAUAGGUCUCUUCCUGGAUAUACUGUGGCACUCUGUUUGACAAUUGCCAUUAAAAACAAGGCCAGCAAUGAUGAAAUCUUCAGCAUUUUAAAAGAUGUGCCUAAUCCAAACCAGGAUGAUGAUGAUGGUGAAGGAUUUUCUUUCAACCCUCUGAAAAUAGAAGUCUUUGUUCAGACUCUGCUCCACCUAGCUGCCAAGUCUUUCAGCCACUCCUUCAGUGCCCUGGCAAAGUUUCAUGAAGUCUUCAAAACCCUUGCUGAAAGUGAUGAGGGGAAACUCCAUGUGCUAAGGGUUGUGUAUGAGGUUUGGAAGAAUCAUCCACAGAUGAUUGCUGUGCUUGUGGACAAGAUGAUUCGGACACAAAUUGUCGACUGUGCUGCAGUAGCAAACUGGAUCUUUUCUUCAGAGCUUGCACAUGAUUUUACUAGGUUUUAUAUCUGGGAAAUCUUACACUCCACGAUUCGUAAGAUGAAUAAGCAUGUCCUGAAGAUUCACAAAGAACUGGAGGAGACUAAGGCAAGAUUGGCCAGGCAGCACAAAAGACGAGACAGUGAUGAUGACGAUGAUGAUGAUGACCGAAGCACUGAUCGAGAAGAUGGACCACUAGAAGAGCAGAUAGAGCGCUUGCAGGAGAAGGUGGAGUCAGCCCAGAGCGAGCAGAAGAAUCUCUUCCUUGUCAUAUUCCAGCGUUUCAUUAUGUUGUUAACGGAGCACUUGGUGCGCUGCGAGACCGGUGGGAUUGAUGUGUUUACACCUUGGUACAAGAGCUGUAUAGAGAGGUUGCAGCAGAUCUUCCUGCAGCACCACCAGAUAAUCCAGCAGUACAUGGUGACCCUGGAGAACCUCCUGUUUACAGCUGAACUGGACCACCAUAUUCUGGCUGUGUUUCAGCAGUUCUGUGCUCUGCAGGCCUGAGGGAUUGUUCACGGACAGAGUCUUGUCCGCAGGACUUCAACGAAUUUUAAUUUUUUUUUUUAAUAGCAAAACUUAACAUGGGGAUGGAAGAAUUUUUUGAGUAAAACUGGCUUUCAUGUGCUCCUAUAUAAAACAGUAGAGUACUCUAAACAAACAACAAACUGUGUAAGCAUCAUAAGCCUUAAAAGAUAUGAUCUAUAGGGGAUAUUUGUGAAGUAAAGUAUUAAUUCUUUUUGUUGUCUUUUAAUUUAGUAUGACUCUUCGCUUCAUGAUAGUGACUUUGUUUCUCCCCUCUUGCCUAUAUAAAAAUUGGGCACAACCCCCCUUUCUCCCCCC
Messenger RNA from Empidonax traillii (willow flycatcher), 2798 nucleotides. RefSeq names its product nuclear cap binding protein subunit 1 (gene NCBP1). The record is from RefSeq and is a predicted model, not a curated record. Gene Ontology annotation, cellular component: nuclear cap binding complex; nucleus. The transcript is spliced from 23 exons. Lineage: Eukaryota; Metazoa; Chordata; Aves; Passeriformes; Tyrannidae. Gene Ontology annotation, molecular function: RNA cap binding; mRNA binding; protein binding. Gene Ontology annotation, biological process: regulation of mRNA processing; mRNA export from nucleus; nuclear-transcribed mRNA catabolic process, nonsense-mediated decay. Bases 78 to 2462 code for a protein of 794 amino acids.